Messenger RNA from Anopheles darlingi, 2079 nucleotides. RefSeq names its product probable cytochrome P450 308a1. NCBI's taxonomy places the organism in Eukaryota, Metazoa, Arthropoda, Insecta, Diptera, Culicidae. Gene Ontology annotation, molecular function: heme binding; iron ion binding; oxidoreductase activity, acting on paired donors, with incorporation or reduction of molecular oxygen. Bases 507 to 2006 code for a protein of 499 amino acids. The record is from RefSeq and is a predicted model, not a curated record. The transcript has 5 exons.
UAGCGCUUCAUUGAAAUAAUAAUUUGUCACGAAACCGUUUGCAUAAUGGCCAAUGAAAUGCUCAUGCACCAGACAGCGGUUUGGGGUGGCCGCCUCCGUUUCAAUUAAAUUAAAUUUCCUUCCAGCAGCCACGCGCUUCACCACCCAAACGGGUUGCUAACGUAAACAAACGUAAAGAAAACCGUGUGCGAUCGAGUAGGCGCCCCUCGUCUCCGACGACGACAACGCAUACAAGAAGCAGGCGAUGCGCGCUUUAGGGUUGGCGUCGGCAAGCAGCACGGUUACCGGCGGUUAUCUCUCCGUUUGUAAGUUGCGCGCCCCGGCAAAUCGUGGUCCUAUUAUCGGAACCAAUUUUGACCAAUCAACCUACAUCGAGUGCCGUGUCGGCGGAGAGCACAUUUCGGCGAUCGUAGUCGUCGUUGCUCGCGCAUUCGUUGGGUUCUAGUCGAAGGGGCUGGGUGUGUCGUGUGUUUUUGGGCGGAAGAGAAAAAUAGGAUCGUCGCAUCAUGUUCGGUCUGUACGUGGCGCUGACGGUGUUGGCCGUUUGUCUGUAUUUCAAGUGGACCUGCAGCUACUGGCAGCGAGUGGGCAAUGUGGCCGGUCCAAAGCCGUUGCCACUGUUUGGUAAUCUGCUGGAGCAGCUAACCGGCCGGAAGCACUUUGGUGAGAUCUUCGAGGAGAUGUACCGUUCAUUCCCGCAGGCACAGUGGGUCGGGUUCUACAAGAUCGCCAACAAACCCGGCAUCAUCGUGCGUGAUCUGGACCUGGUGCGCGACGUGCUGGUGAGCAACUUUUCCUCGUUCAACGAGAAUGACUUCCACAUCGACGAAACGGUCGAUCCGCUGUUGGCCUUCAAUCCGUUCGUCCAGAGCGGGGAACGCUGGAAGCUGCGGCGCUCGCAAAUGACCAGCAUCUUCACGAUGAACCGGGUGCGCGGUACCUUCCCGCUGGUGCAGCAGGUAGCGGACGACUUCGUGAAGUACAUUGCCCGUACCCAGCAGCAGAAUCGAGACAUUGAGGCAAAAGAUCUUUGUAUCAAGUACACCGUGAAUGUGGUGGCGAGCGUAGCAUUCGGUAUCGAUGCCGAAUCGUUUACAAACCCAAACGCCGAAUUUCCACGCAUGGGCAACGCUCUUUUUGCCCCUUCUUUCCUUACUGCACUCCGCUCACAGCUGGCCCUAUUUGCACCGGAUCUUGCAAAACUACUGCGCGUACCCUUCGUACCGGGAUAUGUGGAUCGGUGGUUCCGGAACAUGGUACGCGAAACGAUCCGCCAGCGAAAGGUAGAGAAGCGACAGGACCUGUUUCAGGCGAUGUACGAUAAUCUGUCCGAAAAUGGGACGGUCGAGGUGGAUGAAAACUCUAUCACCGGACACUCCGUUACGUUCCUGUCGGAAGGCUUCGAAACCUCGAGCACGAUGAUGUGCUACCUGCUGUACGAGCUUGCGGCCAAUCCCGCCGAGCAGGAGAAAGUAGCGAAAGAGCUGCGCACGGUGCUGAAAGAAACGGAUGGUAAGCUGACCGAGCCCAGUCUGCAUAAGCUGACCUACCUGGAGGCGGCUAUGAUGGAAACGUUGCGCAUGCAUAGCCCUGUCUUUACGUUGCCCCGCGUUUGCACCAAAGACUUUGAGCUACCACCGCAGUUCCCGAACGAUACGAAGCAGGUAACAUUGCGGCGUGGCACUUCGGUAAUCAUACCGGUGUACGCGAUCCACCACGAUCCGGAGAUAUACCCAAAACCCUUCGUUUUCGACCCGGAGCGGUUCACGGAAGACAACCGCAAUUCGAGACAUCGCUUUGCAUUCCUUGGUUUCGGUGAGGGACCUCGUCUGUGUUUGGGUAUGAAGUUUGCGCUGCAUCAAACCAAGAUUGGAAUUGCGUCGCUACUCACCCGGUAUAGCGUGUCGUUGUCGCCGAAGCAAGAACUUCCUCUGGAGUUUGCGAGGAAUUCGUUCCUGCUAGCACCCAAAUCGGGUGUAUGGCUCAACUUCAAGGAACGGGCUUGAUACGACUUUACUUUAAUACGAGUGCCGUAGCAGCUCGACGAUAGGUAGUAGAGGAAAUAAAAUCCGUGGACCA